AUGUCGAGAUUGGAUGCAAAAGAAGGCACUGUGACAGGAAGCUACUCCAAAGAAGAACAAAGAAAAAGACAAAGAAAUGUAACUUUCGACAUGGAAAGGGCAACUGAAAAUGAAUCUUCUGCACCUAUUGGGAAGCAAAAAUUAAAAGUAGCAAUCAAAAAGAUGAUAGAUAAUUUAAAUGACGCAAGUUUAUACAAUGAAGAGACAAUAAUGAGGAGAAAGAGACAUUCAGAAGAGCAGGAAUAUGAGGAAAGUAAAGAAGAACAAGAAGACAAGGUUUUGUCCGACCCUAUCGAGGAAACUAAAGCAAAAUCAAGUAUUGAGAAGACAGAAUGUGAAUUACAGGAUGAAUAUAUUGAACCUUAUUAUUUUGAAACUCAAGAAUGGGAAUUAGAGUGCACAGUUGAUGUUUGGAAAAAACUGAGCUGUCGGACAACACCACGUUCUUUCAAAAUAGAUAUUAUUCAAAGGCUUAAAAAACUUGCUCGCGGAGAACUCCUUGGUAGUAUUUGCGAGAAAAUAAAAUUGCAGACUAUAGAUAAAUCAGUAGAGAUAUUCGAAACUGGUCCAAUAUUAUGGGAAAUAGCAAUUUGUUUUUCUCAGAGACUAACUGAAAGUAGUUCUACUUUAAACAACGUCUUGUAUACGGAGCUGAUUAGAAUAUGGGAUAUAUUUACUGAUGAGAAGGGGAAAAGGGAAUCCCUUGAGAGAAUUACAACCUCUUGUCGAAAAGGCGAAGAAUGUUUAAUUGAGAAAUACUUAACUUGUUCUGAAACUCUUGAUUGUAAAUAUGACAAAGGCAGAAGGAUCCCUCGAAGAUUUAUUCGAUAUAGUUCACAGGAAUCAAAACCAAAUACUACAAAAGAGAAAUUACUGCUACCAGCAAGUCAUUUUGCCAAAGAGUAUCAUGUUCUUAAGUUCUAUUUCUUUUCGACUGACAUGGCUGUUUGUGCCCUGGACCCUAGGGAAAAUGCAAAAGAUUUCCCAUUCAAAGUUACAGAGAAAGAACAUGCAAUAAUAAAUUUGUCAUCAGCUGGUCCGCUAUUAUUGAUGGGUAGAAGUGGCACAGGGAAAACGACUUGUUGUCUUUAUCGUCUUUGGAGUCAAUAUGAUCAACAUAACAAAACUGUUAUCGAAUAUGAGGAAAAUCAAGCUGAUGACGAAGAUAAUAGCAAGCAGACUUCCAGUACUGCUCAAAUGUGUGAGAAAGAUCAGGAUAAUGACGUUCGGAAUCCUGUUGAAUAUGGUCUUAUUCGACAGAUAUUUAUUACUAAAAAUCUGGUACUUUGCAACGAAGUCCGGAAAACUUUUUAUGGAAUCCAAAACGCCAGUUCUUUUGAAUCUGGUCGCACUACAAGGGUUGGUAUCACCUUACCAUCAAGAUUUCAAGACCUCCAAAAUGUUCACUUUCCCAUAUUCACAACAUCCAGAAAGCUCUUGCUUAUGAUUGAUGCCUCUUUACCCAACCCGUUCUUUCGUCGGGACGAACAAGGCAAUAUAAAGGCUGAUAUACCUGGCUGGACGAAUGAAAAUGAAUCGCUCGAAUUUCUGGCUUCAAUAGAUGAUGAUUCUGAUAUAGAGUUAGAUGAAAGCAUGAAUGAAGAACAAAAUUAUGACGCUGACAAUAUAGAAGUAAAUAGAAUGAGGAUCUUUUGA
Saccostrea cuccullata (small rock oyster) is the source of this 1656-nucleotide messenger RNA. RefSeq names its product TPR and ankyrin repeat-containing protein 1-like. The transcript has 6 exons. The coding region runs from base 1 to 1656 and encodes 551 amino acids. The record is from RefSeq and is a predicted model, not a curated record. NCBI's taxonomy places the organism in Eukaryota, Metazoa, Mollusca, Bivalvia, Ostreida, Ostreidae.